Messenger RNA from Malurus melanocephalus (red-backed fairy wren), 1792 nucleotides. Its product is annotated as torsin-1B-like. The record is from RefSeq and is a predicted model, not a curated record. The transcript has 6 exons. Gene Ontology annotation, molecular function: kinesin binding; ATP hydrolysis activity; ATP binding. Gene Ontology annotation, biological process: nuclear membrane organization; protein localization to nucleus. Lineage: Eukaryota; Metazoa; Chordata; Aves; Passeriformes; Maluridae. The coding region runs from base 39 to 1079 and encodes 346 amino acids. Gene Ontology annotation, cellular component: nuclear envelope; endoplasmic reticulum lumen; endoplasmic reticulum.
CUUUUCCUSAUGAUCCAGGCUGGCGCUCAGCUCCCAUCAUGAAGCUCCUGAAAGCUGCUGUAAUCUUUCUUCUUGUGCCCACUCUGACGCCGGCUUUGGCGCUGGAGCCGCUCAGUGUKGGUCUGGCUAUCGGCGUGGCCUCGGCGCUCACCGGCUACCUGUCCCACCCCAGGUUCUACUGCAACUACGUGGAGUGCUGCCCCCGCGCCGGGCAGCGCCUCAACGCCAGCGCGCUCAAGGCGCAGCUGGACGACAGGCUCUUCGGGCAGCACCUGGCUAAGGACGUGGUGCUGAAGGCGGUGCUGGGCUUCAGCAACAACCCCAGCCCCAAGAAGCCGCUGAUGCUGUCGCUGCACGGCUGGGCCGGCACCGGCAAGAACUUCCUCAGCCAGAUCCUGGCGGAACACGUCCAUCCCGCCGGCCUGCGCAGCAAGUUCGUGCAUCUCUUCCUGGCCACCCUGCACUUCCCCCACCACGACCAGGUCAAGCUYUACAAGGAGCAGCUGCAGAACUGGAUUCGGGGCAAUGUGAGUGCCUGUCCUUCCUCUGUGUUCAUUUUUGAUGAAAUGGACAAAAUGCAUCCMGGUGUCAUUGAUGCCAUCAAGCCCUUCUUAGACUAUUAUGAGGAGGUUGAUGGGGUGUCCUACAGGAAAGCCAUCUUCAUCUUCCUCAGCAAUGCCGGUGGUGAUUUAAUUAACAAAGCAGCUCUUGACUUCUGGACAAGUGGAAAGCGYAGGGAAGAUAUUCAGCUGAAAGAUCUGGAACCCUUGCUGUCUGUAGGAGUCUUCAACAACAAGAAUAGUGGGCUGUGGCACAGCAGCAUCAUCGACAGGAACCUCAUUGACUACUUUGUCCCUUUCCUGCCCCUGGAGCACAGGCAUGUGAAGAUGUGUGUCAGGGCUGAAAUGACAGCCCGUGGCUAUGUCGUGGAUGAGGACAUUGUUCAGGCAGUGGCUGAUGAGAUGACUUACUUCCCCAAGGAGCAGAAGAUCUACUCUGAUAAAGGCUGCAAGACUGUACAGGCCAAGYUGGAUAUUCACGAAGACCUUGUGAUGAGAGAUACGAAAGCCAGGGUUUGAUUUCCCCUUUGAGUCUCCAGAGCACUUUCAGAGCUUUUGGAAAUCUGUGUAUUUGCACUUAUGCUUUUUUACUGUUGCAGGGAGAAUGGUGAAAAUACCAGAGUGAGCUCUGUGGGCUUGGUAGCUUUUUGUGUUUGUUUUUAGUUUGUUUUUUUUAACUUAACAUAGAAUUGAGAACUUAAAGAUCAUCUWGUGCCACCCUCUGCUAUGGGCAGGGACACUUUCCACUGAAUCAGGUCACUCAUAGUCCCAUCCAGCCUGGCUUUGAAGCACUGUUCAUCUCUGAACUGGCUGGUAUCCAAAUGUUGCCCUYUUUAGUUUUGUUUUAAUCUAUAGAGAAUUUCUAGUGUGACACAGCRCUGGAUACAGCCUCUCUCCUGCUUUUUCUUCUCCCAAGUGCUGGGAUUAUUAGGUAUUUAAUUCCUCUUUCCGCAUAAAAUAGACUGGAGCAAAGGAAAACAGAGGAAUUCUUCCAGGUAGUCAUACUCCCUUGCAUGCUUAUAGUGAAAUGCAGGUGUGUGUGUAUUCUGACUGUGAUCAUAUCUGCAAGGGUGAACUCCUUGGUGCACUGCAGUAAGAAGAUGACAUGGUGGAAGUCUUCGUGUCCUUUCAGCAGAUUAAUACUAUUGUGGCAUCUACAAACAAGCAUUUCAUGGACAGAAGGGCAUKAAUGCAGUUAAUGUCUGAGCUGGGRCAUCAUCCYAUAUCUCCUG